Molecule: messenger RNA, 801 nt
Organism: Didymodactylos carnosus
Lineage: Eukaryota; Metazoa; Rotifera; Eurotatoria; Philodinida; Philodinidae
Source: the annotation of a GenBank genome assembly
AUGUGGCUGUUAAAUAGGAUAAAAAAUCAAACGGCAAACAUUGUUAUCCUAUCAAAUCCCACAGGAUUAGCAAUGGAUGAUCAAAGUCAUCUGGCUGUUGUUUAUAAUGCUAAUAGACUUCAGCUAAUGUAUUCUAAUUUGACAACAAUUGAAACCAUAUCAACAGCAACAAAUUCUCGCCCAUUAAGUUACCAAAACAGUUAUUAUUUUGUCGGUAUUUAUCCUGUUAUUUCACCGUAUACUCUCUACAUGUAUUCGGCAACAAAUCUAACACUUGUCUCUACUACAACUAACAUUUAUGGUAGUCCACAGCGUGUUGCAUUUGUCUAUAAUAAUAGUAUCAUGUGUGUAAUCACUCAAAACACUACAAUUUCUACAAUGUUAUAUUAUCAAUAUUAUUCACCAACAUCUUUUAUACUAAAUCGAACUUUGAUAUUACCGAUCACAAAUGCGUUUUAUCUAGCUAAAUUGGAGGAUGAAGCAUUCUUCAUUGUGGAUGCUAAAGGCGGGGGUUCCAUUUACAAAUUAUUGAUAGCUACUGACACAGUCUCAUCGUUUAUAACAACAAAUAGUACUGAAGCACCAACAGCUAUUGUAAUUGAUUCGUGUGGCCGUUUAUGGGUAACAAUAGUUAAUUAUGGCAUUCGAAUAUACGAUCAAACUGGCACACUAAUUGGAAGUUGGGCAGUAUCAUCGCAGUUAUAUGAUAUAAUUGUAACUGAAACUUAUGAUAUUUAUCUCGUCGACAAAGUCUCGAACAAAUUAAGUAAAUAUGACACGAAUGUUCAGUGUGGUGUUUGA